Molecule: messenger RNA, 4453 nt
Organism: Acanthochromis polyacanthus (spiny chromis)
Lineage: Eukaryota; Metazoa; Chordata; Actinopteri; Pomacentridae
Gene: cdh17
Product: cadherin 17, LI cadherin (liver-intestine)
Exons: 18
Coding region: 7-2610 (867 amino acids)
Biological process (GO): homophilic cell-cell adhesion; calcium-dependent cell-cell adhesion; cell-cell junction assembly
Cellular component (GO): catenin complex; adherens junction; plasma membrane
Molecular function (GO): calcium ion binding; cadherin binding
Source: RefSeq, a predicted model, not a curated record
GUGAUCAUGACACACAUGAUGCAUCUGCUGUUGCUGCCGAUCCUGCUCGGCAUUGCUACAGGGACGGCUUUGGAGGACAAGAAGGGCCCGUUUGAGAACACAGUGCUGGAGGUUCUGGAGGGAACGCCGGUGCCAUUCGCUAUAUAUCAGUUCCAGGUGGACAAUCCAGAGGUCGACGGCUUCCACCUGAGCGGUGAAGGUAAAGACGACGUUCGCAUGUCAAAGGACGGUUGGCUUUACCUGGAGCACCCUCUGGACUGGUCUCGAGAAAAUAACUACAUUAUCAAGGUGGAACCAUUGGUGGAGGGUGAGAUAGUCGAUGGCCCAAUUUACGUGACGAUAAACGUGCUGGACGUCAACAACAACGCUCCAUUGUUCAACCAGAGCAGCUACGCAGCGAUGGUCCGGGAGAAUAGUCCAGCAGGUGUCCCGUUCACCAGAGUGUUUGCUUCGGAUCGGGACGACCCGUCGACUCCCAACGCUGACCUGAGAUACAGUCUGGUCAGCCAGAUCCCAAGCAGGAACCACGUCCCCCUGUUCCAGAUCGACCCCAUCACCGGAGAGAUCUCCACCACCGAAGAAGGGCAGCAGAUGCUGAAGGCCAGAGAGGGAAUCCUGUACAGCCGAGGAGAACACCAGAGCGCCGACGUUCUCAAGACGAAGUUUAGCGAGUUCUGUCCAGAUUCCAGAGUCCCCUAUGAGGACAACCCCUUCUACACCUGCAUGGAGAGGGCAGAACUGAGGAGGCAGAACAUAAACCCCCUGGAGGACCCCGACUACACCCUGAUCGUACGAGUUCAGGACCUGGCUGGAGCUUCGGAGACGGCGCUGACCGGAAACACCAGAGUUCACAUCGUGGUGCAGGAGAACUUCUGGGUCAGCCCCGGACCGAUCCAUGUGGUGGAGAACUGGAGGACGACGUAUCCACAGGUCAUCACAAAGGUCCAGUCUAACGAACCCAACGCCGUCUACUCGUUAGUGCAGAAAGAGCGAGAGCUGAAAUUCCCCUUCAAGAUCACAGAAAAUGGAGAAAUCCUGCUGGAGGAGCCGCUGGACAGAGAAGAAAAGGAGACGUACAUCCUGGUGGUGUUUGCUAAAGACAACCACGACAAAGAGGUGGAUCCGCCCAUGGAGAUUGUCGUCGUGGUGGACGACGAGAACGACAACGAACCAGAGUGUGCGGAGGAACAGAGUGUGUUUGAGGUGCAGGAGGACGAGCCUUCAGGCUCCCUGGUUGGACAGCUGGAGGUCCAUGACAACGACAAAGAAGGAACUCUGAACUCUCAGCUGAGCUACGAGAUUGUGUCCCAGGUUCCAGCCGUCGAGAACACUUUUGUCAUUGACAACACCGACGGAAAGAUCAAGGCGCUGCGAUCCCUGCGACGAAAAGAGGAGUCCAUCUUCAACCUCGACGUCAGAGUCUCUGACCCAGAAUUCAGCACAGUCUGUAAGGUCGUCAUCAAGGUCAUUGACGUGAACAACGAGAUGCCCCUGUUUGAGAAGACUGAUUAUGACAGCGAAACUCUGCCCGAGAACACUGAUGUAGGUCACACUGUAUUGACCAUCAAGGCAACGGAUGCCGAUGAUCCAGACAGCGGCAGCUCCAGCAUUGAGUUCCACAUCUCCGCUGGCGAUGACGAUGGAGUGUUCGCUGUGGAAACUGACGGCAAAGGCGUUGGCUACGUGGUCAUAGCUAAGCCUCUGGACUUCGAGUCUUCUACGAUCUACAACCUAAAGAUUGAUGCUCGUAACCCGGAGCCCCUGAUGAAAGGUCUGGAGUACGGCAGUGAAUCCACCGCCUACGUCUCCAUUUCCAUCACCGAUGUCGACGAGGUUCCAGAGUUCAGCCUGGACGUCCUCGAUGUGACGGUACCCGAGAACACCACCAAGGGAUCAGUGCUGCUCAAAGUGGAAGCAAAGGAUCCAGAGGGCAAAGAGAUCGGUUUUAAGUUGGAAGGUGACGCUAGAGACUGGCUGGAGAUCAAUGCUGAGACAGGAGAAAUAAAGACCAAACAGACGCUGGACAGAGAGAUUCUGGAGAGCUUUGAAGUCACCGUCACUGCCUUUGAGAAAGAGAAGCCGGACAUGUCUGCCGAGCGUGUCAUGCACGUGAGGCUGCUGGAUGUGAACGACAACUCCCCCAAACUGGUGGAGACUCAGGGCUUCAUCUGCAUCGGGAAAUCCAAAUCUGUCGUUAUCAAGGCCGUGGACCCAGACAGCGACCCCUACUCCCAACCGUUCACCUUCGAGUUUGCCAAAAGCAAGAAAUCACCCAACUGGAAGCUGAACAAGAUCGACGAAACAACGGCUGAACUGACCCUGACUAAACCGCCGACUGAAGAGAAAAACAUCACGCUUCAACUUAACAUUAAAGACAACGGCGGUAUGGGAAUCAACCAAGCGUUUCACAUGAGAGUAUGUAAUUGCACAAACCUGGGCUACUGCUACAUGCAGCCAGGUGUGCAUGGAUCCAAAUAUGGAGUGGGAGCCACUAUCGGGAUCCUGUUGGGCGUUAUGGGCUUCUGCGUCAUCGUCUUCAUCGUGGUGAUCAAACGCACAAAUCGAGAACGCAAGAAGAAAGCAGCAGAGGAGGAGACGAUGAUGCAUUAGAGACAUGCACGCCGCUUUUAUUUAUAUACCCCGAUGUCAUCAAUCACGAAUAUGUCGACAGCACGUGCAGCACAAAAACACCGUCCGUCCUCAGACACGAUGCAGACGAGGAGAAGCCCGACUGUAACGUUAACCCUAAUACCCACUGGUUUUAUGGUGCAACGUCUAAGCAGAGACCACGGGCAAAAUUAGACUCCACAGCCACCUCAGGGUUAUUUACUGUCUUCUUUUCUGCCAAAAACAUAUAGAAAAUUACAUAAACAGACAUAAUAAACCCCCAAAAUCCCUUGUAGGAAAUGAGGACUUAACCCUAAAAGCAAAUAUUAAUUAUUUUUACAGUGCCUUUUCAAUGUCUGACCAAAACCUAUGGAUGCAAAUUGGACUUUAAAGCCAAAUCAGGUUUAUUUACACUCUGUGUCUGUUGUCGAGUAAACCCAUAAAAUUAUCUAAAAAUGUGAACAAAACCACAAUAAUUCCCUUGUAAACCCCCAUCUUAAGCAUUUCUAAGUUGCCUUUUCGAUGUCUGACCAGAGACUAUGAAGGCAAAUUUAACUUUACUAGUAACUCGGGUUUAUUCAGUCUUCUUUCUGCCAAAUAAACCUGUAAAAUUACAUAAAUAUGUGAAUAAACUGUACUCAUUUACUCGUAAAACCCCAUUUUAAGUUGCUUUUUCAAUGUCUAAGAAUGAACUACGGACACAAAUUUGACUUUAUAUCGAACUUAGGUUUAUUUACAGUCUAUUUUUGUCAAACAAACCUGGAAAAUUACAUUAAAAAAUGAACAAAGCCCCAAAAAUUACCCUUGUAAACUGCGUCUUAAGCAUUUUUAAAUUGCCUUUUCAAAGUCAGGCCACAGAUUACAGAUGUAAAUUAGACUUUCUAGCUAACUUAGGCUUAUUUACAGCCUAUUUUCUGUCAAAGAAAACUUUCAAAUGUCAUAAAUAAGUGAAAAAAUCCUCAAAAUGCCUUUUAAGAUAACUGUGCUCAUGAGACUUAACCGUAACUGUAACGUUAACUCUAUGGAUACAAAUGAGACCUUGUAGAAAACUCAAUGUUAUUCACCCUUUUUUCUAUCAAAUAAAACUAUAAAAUUACAUAACUGAUUAAAUAAACCUUCAAAAGGUUUAUUUGCAGUCUAUUUUAUGCCAAGUAAUCCUGUAAAAUUACAUAAAUAUGUGAAUAAACCCUUAAAAUCCCUUGUAAGGAGCGAGAAUUUCACUCAUUCUCACUCAUUCUAACCCCAAAACCACCUCGUAAAUGUUAUGUUGUUUUUUCAAUGUCUGAAGAGGGACUAUGGAUGCAAAUUCAACAUUUUUUUGCUAAAUAAAUCAACAAAAUGACAUAAUUAGGUGAAGAAACCCUCUUGAACCUCUUGUUAGAAGCAAGAAACUGCAAUUAUUUUGCAUAAAAACCUUCACUCUCUAAGGUUAAAACUCAAAUUUCCUCAUCAAUCCAGCCACACACAUUGACUCUGGCUGAUUUUGUUGUAUUUACAAGAUGAUUAUUAGGUGCUGUGCAUGCUUAAUUAAACUGGUAGGUGGUUCUUAAUGCUGACAGCUGCUAAUCAUGCAUUUAUGCAACUUGUUGACUUAAUGUAUUCAAAAUUCGCUCCCAGACUCUGGUGGUUUCAUGAGCAGCUUCUCCCAUGAUUCAAUUAGUUUUUUCCUUCCUUUCUUUGUUGUUGUUGUGUUGUGUUAUUCCCAAAUGUACCGGCCAACUGUUGAUUCUUGUGCAACAGUUGGAAGCGUCUUGUGAUGCCAAAGCAAAGCGCCUGUUUCAUGAGUUGUUCUGUUAAAGGGCCGAUCACGGCUCCGUUUCCCAAUAAACAAAGAAACUUGGGAGCA